UUAAAAGAAUGUUGGGUAGUUUAAUCUAAUCAGUACAUUAUAUUCUGCAAGAUGAUCAUAUAUUCCGUAUUUAAAAUCUUUACAAUUCGAUUAAAUAACUACUAUAAAUAAGACAAUAAAUUAAAGUACUUAUCACUUCCCAUCACUGCUGCUGUUGCAUGCAGCUCAUUGUCAGCAUGUAGUUGGAUUUCAAGACUGGGAUGAACUAUCAUAAAAUGAUAACAAAGUGGUAUUAUUACUGCUACUGCUACUACUACCAAUAAUAAUUAAAAAUAAUGAUAUUAAUAUCUAAUGAGAAUAACCGGAAGUUGAGCAACGCUCCUUCAAAAUACGACACGAAGGUUGGUAAGAAGUUACAUUUAGCCUUCAUCUUAACCCAGCAGGCUAUGGAUAUCUCAGUUUUGCAGUUCUGAGUCAAAUAAGGUUUAAUAUUGGCGGAUGCUUUUAUUAAUCUACGUAUUUAAAGAUGACAUCCAGUCAAAAAUGUGCCACAGUGUGUCAAUACAUGCUUUAUUUUGAAAGGUUUGACCAGAAGAGCACUCAAGCAAGUCUGAUUCUUCACACAUAUAUUUCUGAAAGAAACGAUUGAGCAAUAGUAGUUUAAGUGCUGCCGUCUGAAAAUACAUAAUCUAUGCACGUAAAUUGUUAUUUUACAUCUGAUCAAGAUCGACAACUGCAUAAACCCCCGAACUUUGCAGUAGGCAUCGUCUGGAUAAGACAGUACUUCCUGGUUAAGAAGUGUGGAGACAAUUGAACCACAGUUGGUUUGGUGAAUUCCGGGUUAACUUUUGCUGUGAAUUACUUAAAUUGUUUGGCAAAAUGAUACGAACGGAUUACUUCAACAUGAUCUCACAAGUUUUCAAAGACGUUGUUCCUGUCAUCACCAGCGGGAUUAUCACAGUGGUCCUUUUAUCGUGUGUUUUGUUUGGUAUCCAAACGUACUUCAGCUUAACUCAGGGGAUCUUCAGCGUUGGCGCCGCUGUUUUUCAAAACGGAGACAUCCACCGGCUUCUCAUGCACCCUUUCUAUCACAAAACUUUUGCUCAGCUUCUCCUGAACAUCGUAGCCCUGGUGGUUCUGGGUGGCAGCUUGGAGAAAGGUGUUGGCACGGUCCGUUUCCUGUUCCUGUUCCUGCUGCUGUCCACCACCACCGGCUUGUUUUUCAGCUUCCUGGAGCUUCUGCAGGAUGACAGCAGCCGGGCUCCCACCGAAGGCUUGGUCCCUGUGGCCCUGGCCUGUGUGGCUCUGACUACCAUGCACACAAAGAUGACUAAAGGAUUCCUGUGCGGAGUCAGUUUCCCCACCAUGGCGCUCCCUUGGGUGUUUCUCGUGACCACCACUGCCCUCGUUCCGCACUGUGUGCUUCUCUGUAAUGUCAUUGCAAUCCUGACUGGGUGGAUGUAUGGGAAAGUAUGGCUCUCUUUUCUGAGCAUGUCUGAGGCCAGGGCUGGCGUUCUGGAGAAGAUGAUGCCUUUCAGGUUGUUGAAGAACAUCAGCGGUGUUACGUUUGUCCCUUCGUCCACAGAGGAGAGGAGGAAGACCCUGCUUCCACGAAUCAACCCAACACCUGGGUCUUACCCGGUCCAGGCUUAUGCUCCAUUAUCCAGCAUCAACAUUGCUGAUACGGGAGCCAUGGUAUAUGAAGGCUGGCCCAAUUCAACCAGUGCUCUCUCUGGUCCCACACCACCUGUUCAUCUUCAUGGACAUGGGUCAACACAUAGCUCUGGGCUAAGUCACGGUCAUAGCUGCAACCACAGCCACAACCAUCAUGCUCAUAGUCAUGUUCAGCUCUAGUUCAUACAAAGUUCAUUUACUUGAUUGCUUUACAAGACUCCAAAUAUGCAGAUAAGUCAUUUUCUAUUAAAACUGCUUUAUUUGCCUCUCCUGAACCAUAAUAGGUGAUGGUUAACCUACACCAUCUCUUGUCCUUGAGUUGUGUGGAUUACAAUGUCAAAUAUUUGGGAGAGAAACGAACUGUCAACUGACAAUGUGCUUUAAGCUACCGUUCGUGGAGUCUCUGCCUUCUUGAAUGAUCUAAUUACAUUUCUCUGAAUGUUUAAAUGUUUUGGCCGACUUUUCUACAUAAGUUUAAAUGUUACAUAGUGUCUUUUGUAAUAUUUGUUAUUUCUACAAAAUAAAUAUGUAUAUAAAGUAUAAAAA
Molecule: messenger RNA, 2160 nt
Organism: Seriola aureovittata
Lineage: Eukaryota; Metazoa; Chordata; Actinopteri; Carangiformes; Carangidae
Gene: rhbdd2
Product: rhomboid domain containing 2
Exons: 1
Coding region: 820-1794 (324 amino acids)
Cellular component (GO): membrane
Molecular function (GO): serine-type endopeptidase activity
Source: RefSeq, a predicted model, not a curated record